Molecule: messenger RNA, 2520 nt
Organism: Halteromyces radiatus
Lineage: Eukaryota; Fungi; Mucoromycota; Mucoromycetes; Mucorales; Cunninghamellaceae
Product: P-loop containing nucleoside triphosphate hydrolase protein
Exons: 6
Molecular function (GO): ATP binding; ATP hydrolysis activity
Source: RefSeq, a predicted model, not a curated record
AAUGACUUCAUUCAAACAAAGAUUUCUACGUCAACUCGAAGAAUAUAAUAUCAAAUUGGAUGAUGAUACCUUAGAAUACCUUGGUGGUAUGUUGACUGAUCUUACCUUGCAUCCAGAUCUAGAUGAAGUCCGAAGCAAUACUGAAGCAUUUCUGGAAGAUGCUGAUGUGGAUAAUACUACUAUUAAUGAUUUUUACCGACAACUUUCUCAGGGCACUAACCAACCUUCAGCAAUCAAGGCAUCCAACAAUGUUUUAUUACCCACCCAUUCUCCUUCUUCAACGACCUCCUCUUCUGAAGAUCAACACCAAGUCGAUGUCUCUGAAAAAAAGAAGGUAACAAGUAAAACUACCCGAAGAGGAAGGCGGCAACGACAAUCCGAUAAAAAUGUGACUGAUCCCAACGAAACGCCAACAAUUGUCGCCACUUCUCAACAAAGUCGGUUUCAUGCUGAAACGUUAGAGACAUUGAGCAAAGAAAUCGAUCUCAAGACGGUGAAUAUUACAAUUAAUCAAGUCGAAUUACUUGUAGAUGCUCAUUUACGCUUGAAAGAAAAUGUUAAAUAUGGCCUGGUAGGUCCUAAUGGUAGUGGAAAAUCAGUAUUGAUGAAGUGUUUGGCAGAAGAUAUUCUUAUUGGACUUCCUCAAAAUUUACAAAUUUUACAUGUGGCUCAACUGCAAAACACUGAAGAUGGUCGAACUAUUUUGGAAGAAGUAUUAUCAUCUGAUCGAGAAGCCAUGUUGGCAUUAGAAGAGUAUGAAAUGGUGAAUCGAGUGAUUGGAGAUCAUUCAUCUGCAUCCAAAGACACUGAUUUGAAUACAGUUGUUCAUCAAAUCCUAGUCAAUCGAUCCAAAGAGAAUCUUCGUAAAGUAGAUGCAAUUGCAACCAAACGAUCCGGUACCCGAGGAAAAAUAGCACGUAAUCAACUGAUCGAAACUGAAAAGGAGCAUGCUGAAUUGUUGAAAAAGGAUCCAAAUCAAUAUAUCACACCAAAAAUGGCAAAUGAUCUGGUGACGGACGUGAUGGCCAAGGCUGCUUUGACGGACUAUGAAGUGUUGAAAUCCAAGGCGACUAAGAUCAUGAAAGGUUUAGGCUUCACUGAUGAACAGAUCGGAUCCAAGGUCUCUAAAUUCUCUGGUGGUUGGAAAAUGAGAAUUGCCCUUGGAAAAGCUUUAUUUAUGGAACCCAACAUUUUACUUCUUGAUGAACCUACUAAUCAUCUGGAUUUACCGGCCAUUUUAUGGUUACAAGAAUAUCUGCUCAAUUUUACGGAUGAUAUGACUGUGGUUGUUGUUUCCCACGAUCGUGAAUUUCUGAAUAAUGUCACUGAAGAAACCAUCAUUUUGAAGGACAAGCAACUCAAGUAUCAUCAAGGUGAUUUUCAAGAUUAUGAAAAGAAUACAGAAGAACAACGUAUUCGAAAACAAGCUUUAUUAGACAAAGUAGAAAUGAAAAAGAAGAAAAUUGAGACAAGUAUUCAACAAAACAUCAAACGGGCAAAGGCAACAGGUGAUGAUAAACGAUUGGGACAAGUGGCAUCACGCACCAAAAAGUUGGAUCGUCUUGGUAUGGAAAAGACGGAAGAUGGAAAACGAUUCAAGCAAAGUUACCGUUAUGGUUAUCAUUUUGAUCAGCGGGAAAAGGUUGUCGUGGAACAAAAGGAACGAACACAUGACAUUUAUAUCCCUAAUCCUCAACCUUUACGUACAAAGGGUCCCUUCUUAAUGAUGGAAAAUGUCAGUUUUAGAUAUAACAAUCAAGGUCCCAUGAUUAUCAAGAAUGUCACUUUGAAUCUGGAGCCUACUUCUCGUAUCGCACUAUUAGGUAAUAAUGGAUCUGGCAAGUCCACUUUACUUAAUUUGAUGACAGGCAAGAUUCAACCCGUCAGUGGCCAUAUCCAGCGAAAUCCCUUACUUCGCGUUGGUUACUUUACCCAAAAUGUGGUGGAUUCAUUGGAUAUAGAAAAGACACCAGUAGAACUUCUUCAAGAGAAACAACCUUCGUUAUCUGAACAAGCGUGCCGUGCUCACUUUGGUUCAGUUGGCGUGGGUGCCAUUGGAACAAGACCUGUCAAGUAUCUUAGUGGUGGGCAACGUAGUCGAGUGAUGUUAGCUAUCCUUCUUUUCGACGAACCUCAUGUUCUUAUUCUGGAUGAAAUUACCAAUCACUUGGAUAUGGGCACCAUUGAUCUUCUGGUAGAUGCAUUGGCUGGAUUCUCUGGUUGUCUUGUUUUGGUCAGUCACGACUUUUGGUUUUUAAAGCAACUGAUGGAACAAAAUGGGCGAGAUGAUGAUGACAAUGAUCCAGAGGACGAAGAAGCUUACUUGGAACGACUCAGCAAGAAUGAAGUCUAUGCUCUUAAGGCUGGUGAAUUUAAGCGUUGGGAAAAAAGUUUAGAUGCUUAUGUGAACACUACUUUGAAAGCAGUUAAAAAGCAAAUGGCUCUAUAGUAGUUGACGACAACUGUGAUAAUAAUAAUGAUAAUAAAAAACUGGGUCAUAUAUUAAGGUUGAUGAUUGAU